Messenger RNA from Haliotis rubra (blacklip abalone), 2522 nucleotides. Its product is annotated as E3 ubiquitin-protein ligase Midline-1-like. The record is from RefSeq and is a predicted model, not a curated record. The transcript is spliced from 3 exons. The coding region runs from base 98 to 2029 and encodes 643 amino acids. Gene Ontology annotation, molecular function: zinc ion binding; protein binding. NCBI's taxonomy places the organism in Eukaryota, Metazoa, Mollusca, Gastropoda, Lepetellida, Haliotidae.
AGGUAAUACUUUGUCGCGGGUGUACAUUUACCCUCUACACCGCUGGUGACGCCCACACGGCAAGUGGCGGUUGUGAAGUGUGAAGGUGGACAGUGCGAUGGCAACCUCUCAGAAGCUGACGGACCAUUUCUUGUCCUGUACAAUAUGUACAGAGGUGUUUGACAAGCCAUGUACACUUGUGUGUAAUCACACCUUCUGUCGGAAAUGUAUCGUCAACUACACCAAAACCAGACCAGAAGCCAUCAGUGCUAAGUCCCUCCUGUGUCCAUUCUGCAGAAAGAUGACGAAAGUGUCUGCCCCUGAGAGACCAGUGGAGGAGUGGGCGGAUGACGUCAAACCUAUCUUUCUCAUCCAGGGACUCUUGGACUCGUUUGGCCCUGGAUCCAAAGAUACGACCAAUUGUACCUACUGCCAAGAAUAUGGGGAGACAACUGUGGCUGUUGCUUGGUGCUCCGUCUGUGAUGAUGCACUCUGUGAGAAAUGUACUGGAGCUCACAACCGCAUCCCAUCAUUUCGUCACCAUGACGUCACUGACCUGUCUGGAGAGGUCAAGGUCAAGGGAAAGCGAAAGGCCAUGUGCAAGGAGCACAAACAGGAGUCGCUAGAAUUUCUGUGUCAGGACUGCAAGAAGGCCGUGUGUCAGAAAUGUUGCAUACUUUACCACAGGAAAUGUGAUGCCGUUGUCACGAUCCCCUCACAGAUGGUGACAAUGAAAACAGAGCUGACAGAAAUGAAGAAGUCAUUAACAAAGAAGGAAGGUGAGACAAAACUUCGUGUGAAGGAACAAAAGUUGCAGGAGCAGAGAGAGAGAGAUCAUUAUUCACUGAUGAAGUCACACAUUCAUUCCGCAUGCCAGAAAGUUAUAGAUCGGGCCAAGAAAAAAGAAAGGAAGCUACUCGAUCGGAUGGAAAAUAUUUCACAUAAACACAUCGGACAAUUGAAAGCAGACAUAAAGACAGGUGAGAUGUCGGUACUGAUGUACCAACAUCAGACGGAGCUGAUAGACCAGGCUCUACAAUCUGAGUGUGACAUGGAUGUGUAUGAGAUGUAUCAGGGAUGUGAGGCCGGUGAUGUGGAGGCUGUCGGAGACACUGACCUGAAGGAGAGAGGAAGAAUAGCCAGUGUCACAUUCAGACAAGACAAGCUGAGUAAAGCACUGGACGAUCUACAGCUGGGUGAGAUAGAGGUCCUGUAUGAGAGUGUGCUGGACCUGAAGGCUACUCCUGUGUUACGAGACACCAUUGAAAUCACAGUAGAAGACGAUAGGAGUAACCCAAACCCCAUAAACGUGACAGUGCUGGUGGUGAAUGACACAGACACCGUUGUAGUCACAGAUUACAGAAACACCAGUGUGAAGGCCUUCUACGUCAAGAACAACCAGACACAGCACAGUAAACUCAGUCUGAGUGGUGACCCAUGGAGUCUGACCAAGUUGACACACGAUCAGGUAGCUGUCACUGUGCCAGCAACCAAACAGAUUGUAACAAUAAAAGUCAAACCAGACCUGGAGUUACUGACAACCAUGAGGACCAGCAGACAGUAUUGGGGUAUAACGUCCCUGACACCAUCAACACUAGCAGCUAGUUCCCACUCUCCUCCCUGUGUUGACAUCCUGGAUAUGACAGGAAACGUGUUGAGGUCUAUCAGUCCACGCCACAAAGGUAACAACAUCUUACAGUGUCCCGACUUCCUCAGUACGACGAGGACAGGUAACAUCCUGGUGUCUGACUAUGGAACCAAGUGUGUCGUGUGUCUGACCCCCGAGGGAGAUGUGGUGUUCAGCUACAGACCUACAGGAGACACAGCACUGGAGUGUCCUCAUGGUAUCACAAGUACCGACACAGGCGACAUCCUGGUUACAGACCACAGUCUAUACAGAGUCAUCCAUCUGACUGAGUCAGGACAGUUUGUAAGAAACAUACUGACGGAAGAGAGCGGUAUUAACCAUCCUGUGGAUGUCUGUGUAGACCCAUAUGGUUACAUGUAUGUUUGUCUCAGCACUGAAGGAGUUAUUAAGGUGUUCACAUGACUUGCAUGUCUGACGUGACGUAGGAGUAUUCACACUCUCAGCUUCCUCAUGUCAUCAGGGAAGGAUCUUUAAAAGCCGAGGCAGUAUGAUGUGGAGCAUAGACAAGAAAUCUUAAAGGUUAUAUUUUGAAUACCUCAGGUAUAUGUAUGUCUCCAAUACAUGAGAUAUCAUCACUUAAUUGAAUAACCAAUAUGUGUGACACAUGUUUCACAGCCAUUAGAUAAACAGAAUAUUAUGUCUUGCAGCACACGAUAGAUCAAUGUACUAUAGCACUAUCAACAAAGUGAAACCGGUUGGCUCAAACAUCUUUCAUGUAUAUAUUCUCCUUGUUGAUAAUGUUGUUUAUCACUUGCUUGAUAACGGUGUCAGCAUCUACACCAAAACGUGGCAACCAUUACAACAAACAAGUAGUCUUUCUUUAAACAAUCGCCCUUUUCAUCAUUCCAAUUUCUAUAUGCCACUUAAGGAAAUCAAUAAAAUCAAUUUAAAAUAA